Anneissia japonica is the source of this 1152-nucleotide messenger RNA. RefSeq names its product leucine-rich melanocyte differentiation-associated protein-like. Gene Ontology annotation, molecular function: protein binding. The record is from RefSeq and is a predicted model, not a curated record. The coding region runs from base 73 to 672 and encodes 199 amino acids. The transcript has 4 exons. Lineage: Eukaryota; Metazoa; Echinodermata; Crinoidea; Comatulida; Comatulidae.
AUGUGCAGAUCAAAACACGGAAGUUGUGGACUCUGGAAGAUGUGAAUUUCGGCCUAAACUUUUGUCAAGACCAUGGUAGAUAAACAAGGCAGGCUAAGUCUAGCUUACCAAAAUCUCUCUGAGAUUCCUGCAAACGUGCAAAAGCACCAUGCAUCACAAAUAUAUCAACUAGACCUAAGCCACAACAAGUUCUCAGAUUUGCGUUCACUUGAAGAUUUCACAAACCUCCACACACUGAUCUUGGAUAACAAUGAAUUAACAUCACAUGUUUCAUUUCCACACUUACCGAGCAUUAGCACACUGUGGCUAAAUCGCAAUAAGAUUUCAAAUCUUAGCGUAAUUGUUGAGAAGCUCCGCACACGCUUUCCAAAGCUUAAGUAUCUCAGCCUGAUGAAUAACCCAGGAGCACCAAGCUUUUUCAAUGGGGGAACCUACCAACAAUACAUGGAUUACAGGCAUUAUGUCAUUAGUCAGUUACCAAGCCUGGAGACACUUGAUGACCAGUUCAUUAACAUGGAGGAACGACUUGAGGCUGUUAGAAUUUAUAAGCAGAUGGUUUCAAAGAAAAAGACAAUAAAAACAGCGAAAAAGAAGCGUCGAAAGAAAUCAUCACCAACAGGUGAUGAGGAACCAGAGGUGCUUCAAGUUGGGGACACUGUUGACAUCGAGUGAAAAACAAAACAAGUCUUUAUCAUAAAAAUACCAUACAUGUUUAUUGCAUAUUUUCUGAAUCCACAUGUCAGAGAAUGUGGAAUAGGAUGCUUUGGAACUCCCUUACCUCUUGAGGAAUUGGGGUCUGUAUUAAAACCGAUGACAACUGGAUGAUUUAAUAAUCAAUUGUCAGCAGCCAGAUGUACAGUAUAUUAGAAUAUCUUAAAAAUAAUCUGAAUAUAUAAAUAAAUAUAUAUAUAUAUUAUAUAUUUAUUUCACUUUAUUAAAAAAAAAAAAAUCAAAUUCAAAUUCCUCAUUUGUAACGGAUCAUGGCCAGUGGCCAAAUUGCAAGUUACAAUUACAAGAGGGUGGCAAUAAAAUAUAUAAAAAAGUUACAUUAAAAUGGAAAAUAAUUAUUAAUAUUAUGAAAAUUGACAUUAACAAUGAAAUUUAAUGAUAUAUGUAUAAAUUAAAUAGAUAAUACAGUGAUCAAAUAGAAAG